Molecule: messenger RNA, 1350 nt
Organism: Corylus avellana
Lineage: Eukaryota; Viridiplantae; Streptophyta; Magnoliopsida; Fagales; Betulaceae
Source: RefSeq, a predicted model, not a curated record
AUGUAUAAUGCAAGUAUAGAAACUCUUUCAGCUAUAUUACUUUCUGACAAUUCUCUAAUAGGCUUUGAACAAUCUCCAAUUGUUCUCCCAUGGUCUAAGUUAGAAGUUUUAUUACUUGAACGUAAUAGGCUGCAAGGAUCACUCCCCAUUCCACAAUCAUCUAUCAAGAUUUAUCAAGUCCAGUGGAACUUGAUAAGAGAAAUGUCGCCAUUGAUUUGCAGUUUGAGUUCACUUCGUAUACUUGAUUUAUCGUAUAACAACUUGUCUGGUAUGCUUCAUCCGUGUUUAGUAAACUUCAAUUCUUUGUUAUUUCUUAAACUGCGAAGAAACAACUUCAGUGGUACCAUCCCAAAUACAUGGGCAAAGGGAAGCAAGUUAAGCUUGAUUGACUUAAGUGAGAACCAAUUCCAAGGUCAGCUACCAAGAUCCAUGGCAAACUGUACGCUGCUAGAAUAUCUUCAUGUUGGUAACAAUCAAAUGAAUGACACAUUUCCCUUCUGGUUGGGAACUCUUUCUCAGUUGAAGGUUCUUGUCCUUCGUUCUAAUGGAUUUCAUGGUCGAAUAAAGAGUCCUGAAACCAAUUAUACAUUCCCCGAGUUGCAUAUCCUUGAUCUCUCUCAUAAUAGUUUCUCUGGAAAUAUGCCUGCGGAGUAUUUCCUACAUUGGAAUGCCAUGAAAGUUGUUGGUGAAAAAAGGUCGAAAUACAUGGAUUUAUCUUUUGGUGGAUACGGGUCGGCUUCAAAUGUCCAAUACACAAUUAAAAUGACAAACAAAGGCGUAGAUUUGGAGUACGAGAAACUCCAAAAUGCGCUCACGGUCAUUGAUUUCUCAAGCAAUAGAUUUAGAGGAGAAAUUCCAGAACUUGUGGGGAGUCUUGAAGGACUUCAUUUGUUAAAUUUUUCCAAUAAUGUUCUCACUGGUCAUAUCCCAUCAUCUUUAGGGAACUUGGCGGAUAUAGAAUCAAUGGACCUUUCCCAAAACAAUUUGCUUGGAGAGAUACCUCAACAACUAGUACAACUCUUUUUCCUUGCAUCCUUUAAUGUUUCCAACAAUCGUCUCACAGGACCUAUACCACAUGGAAAUCAAUUUGACACAUUUCAGAAUAGUUCAUUUGGGGGUAAUGUAGGACUGUGUGGGAACCCUUUAUCAAAGAAAUGUGGAGGUUACAAGUACACUCCAACCUCACCUUCUCCCUUUGAAGAGAGUCAAAACUCAGGGUCCCCAUUUGAAUUUGGUUGGAAAGUAGUUGUCAUAGGGUAUGGAUGUGGAUUUGUAAUAGGAGUUGUUAUUGGGCAAAUUCUGAUUACAAGGAAAUAUGAUUGGUUUGUGAAGAUUUUUGGAAGGAUGUAG